Messenger RNA from Sphenostylis stenocarpa, 342 nucleotides. NCBI's taxonomy places the organism in Eukaryota, Viridiplantae, Streptophyta, Magnoliopsida, Fabales, Fabaceae. The record is from the annotation of a GenBank genome assembly.
AUGGAAGAAGCAGCUGGUGCAGGUUCCAACAAAGCUAGCAAGGACCACGUGACAACGAAUCCUCAAGGUGCAACAAUAAGGCGAGGAGCUAAGUCACAUUGUAGAUUUGAACGAACUUGGACAGGUCCAUUAGAAGGUCAAGUUGACAAGUCCAUUGCUUCUAUGUACAAGAAACUGCAAAAGAAUUUGACCUCAGAGGAACUGUUACCCUCCUUAUGGGACAAAUGCAAGAAGGAGUUUCUUGAUAAGUACGAAAGUUUUGCCCAACUUGUGGCUAAGAUUUACCCUACGGAGACUAUCCCAUCUGUUGCAGAGAUGAGAGACCUUUUAGCUUCCAUGUAG